AAAUCACUCACCUUGAUUAAUUGCGCUACACGAAAAAUGGCCCAUAAUAACCUGGCCGGCCCAUAGUUGCUACAAAUACAGAGGUACGAGAAAUAUCAGUGUUGAAGGAGAUAAUAAUAAUAAUGAGGUGCAGGACUUCGCGAAGUCUCUCAGUUGUCAAGUACAAUGGAUGUUUUCACCGGCGAUGGCGUGCUGAAUUCACUACAUUCCUCCGCAAGGUACGACCUGCUCAGCCGCGAGCUUCACUUGGCGGCGGCAGUAGCAGCAGCACAAACUCGCAGGGUAGUUAUUUCUUAGUGCCUGGUGCAACUGUGGCAACAAUACUUAUGCUUGGUGCUCUUCAUGCCCGUCGAUUAUAUGAUGAUAAGAAGAUUGAGGAAGCCAGGUCGUCAGGUGUCGAAUUAGAGUUCCACCCAGAUGUCAAGGCUAGAUUCUUGAGAUUGCUACCAUUGCGCUCUAUUUCAAGGUUGUGGGGUUCCUUGACUAGUGUGGAACUUCCCAUUUGGCUGCGACCAUAUGUAUAUAAAGCAUGGGCUCGAGCAUUCCACUCUAAUUUAGAAGAAGCACAACUACCUUUAGAAGAAUAUGCUUCUCUACAGGAUUUUUUCAUUCGUACGUUGAGAGAAGGCUCAAGGACUAUUGACUCUGAUCCUUACUGUCUGAUCAGUCCUGUAGAUGGCACUGUUCUUAGAUAUGGAGAGUUAAAAGGACCAGGGGCCAUGAUAGAGCAAGUAAAGGGAUUUUCUUAUCCUGCUUCUUCCCUUCUUGGUGCAAACUCGUAUCUUCCAAUGAGUGCUGCUGGAGAUGCUAAUUACGAAGAAAGUGGGGUGGAGGAGAGCAAUGUGGGACAAGUGACCCCAAGGUCAUGGUGGAAAAUUUCGUUUGCUUCUCCUAAAGUUAGAGAUAGUGUAUCAUCCCGGCAUGAUGCCCAUGGCAAUGGUCCCUAUGUUGACAUUAAAUUUUGCAAGGGAAAAGUGCAUUUAUUUCUCCUGAGAACUGAUCCUUUGCAUUUUCAAAAACUUCCAAAGCAAGUUCCAUUGAAAGGCCUCUUUUAUUGCGUAAUUUACCUGAAGCCGGGAGACUACCACCGGAUACACUCUCCAGUGGAUUGGAAUAUUCUUGUUCGUCGGCAUUUUACAGGUCAUCUAUUUCCCGUGAAUGAGCGCGCAGCAAGAACUAUUAGAAACUUAUAUGUUGAAAAUGAAAGGUCCAUUGAAGCUCACUUGCCACUGCCUUGGAACUUGGUCAAACUCAUGGUUUUACAGUUAAUGGUUGCUGUUACAUACGAAACCUUUUUUUUGAUCGGUUACAUACGAAUCCUUAUUGUUACUAGGCUUCAUGGUAGAAACAUAAGACACAGUUCUUCUUCCUACUCAACAGUCUUAUUUAUGAGAAAUAAGGUGGUGCUUGAAGGUAGAUGGCGAGAAGGCUAUAUGGCUCUGGCUGCCAUAGGAGCAACAAAUAUUGGUUCCAUUAAGCUUUUUAUUGAACAAAAUCUGAUUACAAACAAUCCCCGGAAGAAGUUGCUACGUUCAGAGUCCCCUGACGAAAAAGUAUACGAACCUCAAGGCAUUGGCAUGCUGCUUAAGAAGGGAGAUGAGCUAGCUGCUUUCAACAUGGGAUCAACUGUGGUGUUAGUUUUUCAAGCUCCAAUAUCUGCAGACAAAGGACAGUCUGAAUUUAGGUUUUGUGUCAAGAAAGGCGAUAGGGUCCGCAUGGGGGAGGCACUGGGAAGGUGGAACAAAUUAUAGAAGGGCUCGGUUGUUUUCCUUUGCUGACGUGCAAUUUUGCAUAUUUUUUUGACAACUUUAUCACACUCCAUUCUGGUUUAUUGGGAUGAUUACCCACCAAGUAUAAGAAUCGCCUAUUCGUUAUCUAGAUUAUAUGACAGGAAAUUCCAACUCUUCAUUCUCGUUCUUUAGGGGUAAAAUGCAUCUGGAUUGAAAGAUCUUGAUCUGAAGAUGAAGUGCACAGUGAAUUGUUCAG
Striga asiatica is the source of this 1986-nucleotide messenger RNA. Lineage: Eukaryota; Viridiplantae; Streptophyta; Magnoliopsida; Lamiales; Orobanchaceae. The record is from the annotation of a GenBank genome assembly.